Molecule: messenger RNA, 1248 nt
Organism: Aureobasidium musti
Lineage: Eukaryota; Fungi; Ascomycota; Dothideomycetes; Dothideales; Saccotheciaceae
Source: the annotation of a GenBank genome assembly
AUGAAGGCCUCAUCAGUACAGCAGGCCUUCAAGAGCCUGACGUCGCGUAUCCAUCCACAACUACCAUUGUCCGAACGCGAAUCUCAGCGUCUGCUGAACGCCCUCACUUCGUCCCNNUUCCGCAGCCACCUGGACCAUCAUCACAACCAUGACGCUGCCACUUCUGCUACUUCUGCCUCGGCUUCGACUCAACACCCUCUAUCACCCACUACAGCUACCGAUCGUCACUUGGCUUCCAUCUUGACGAACCCUCUUCUCACCAAGCCUGUCCACCAACAACUCAAGGCCAAGUCAAAGCACCCAAUCGCUCUGUUCGAAGACCAAGUCGCCGCUGGACGUGCCAACCUACCUUCUGCAAGAUUGUGCCUUGAAGCUUUCCGGACCUCUCUCUCCUCACUACCUCCUGCACAAGUCAAGGACCAGAUUGCUCGCUAUGCCGCAGGAUCCCGUGCUUUGAGAUGGCUUUGGACUAGUGCUCACACCCGCUCUCUUUCGUUCGCUUUAGAUGCUCGCUUCUGCAGCCACCUCGCCUUUUUCCUCAUACAUGAAGGCAGAGAGGCCGCCUUGUGGGAGCUGAUCGACACACCUGUCGCAACUUCGGCCAACCUCAAUGCCAAAGAAGCAAGUAUUCGUAAGGGUUUGUUGCUCAGCUCCAUAGUCAAGACUCACCUCUCUGGCCCUGAUAAGUCUCUCGAAUCUGCUCUCUCUGCUUUCUUCAGAGGCUUGGAUACUUCUUCAACAUCUCAUGCUUCCACUACCCAUGCUGGUGUCCAUUUAGCUGGAGCCUUGGUCAAACUCGGUCGCUUCUCUGACUCCGAUGUCGCUCUAUACGAUAAAUUCAUCGAUGCUGUUCCUCGUUGGACUAAGAAGCACCCAGAUAGGGCUAUCUACAGGAUUGCAAAUCUUACUUUACAUCAUCCCACCACACCCUCCGCGGAUCCAGCUUUGGACUUCAUACGAGAGCUUAGGCCUCUUGCUUCGCAUCCAUUCUUGAACCCGACUACUGCAUCCCAAAGAUCGACUGUCUUCGCUUUCUUCUUUGAUACUGUUCAACUCUUGCAGAAGCAGGAACGCUUUGACGACGCUCUGUGGGUAAUGGAGUUUAUGCAGCAGAAGUUCCCUGAGGAGUUCGCGCCACCUCGCAGAUCAUCUUCUGCUGCAACAGCAUCUCCCCAUGUCUCAGAGACAACAGAAAGUGCUUCUCCGCACUCGAGCUUUCCUGAGUGGAAAGUACCUGAGUUUGGCUGA